This is a messenger RNA of Sclerotinia borealis F-4128, 2625 nucleotides long. Lineage: Eukaryota; Fungi; Ascomycota; Leotiomycetes; Helotiales; Sclerotiniaceae. The record is from the annotation of a GenBank genome assembly.
AUGGAUACUACAACAUCACUUCCUUUUCUUCCUAGUGUUGAUCUUGGUAAUGGUCCUGCAGAAUCGAAAGUAGGACUUACAAGAAUUCAACUAUCAUACUUGGGCUGUGUUUACUUUAAGGCGAACAACGAUACCGUCGAUAUCCUCCUCGGAUUCUUGCAGAGACAUGUUGGUAUUGAGACUUAUGUUGAUGUUUCUGCCAUUGAAUCUACAGACGACAUUGUAACAAUCUUAGAUGCUGGAGCCCGCACAGUUUUUGUGAAGCCAUCCCAGCUUACUCACUUAGAAAAGCAUACCGACCGUGUUCUUCCAAUCAUACCACAACCGCAGACAGAUGCCGAAUUUCCCAAUGGAGGGUUACUUACUUUUGUGGAUGAGGCCUAUACUCGAUCCCUAUUGGAAGAAUUCAAAACCAAGAAAAUAUCUCCGAUAUUCCUUCUAUCAACCCCUGAAAGCGAUCUCGAAUUACUCGUUAAAGUUGCGAAGGAAUUCUCUGCGAUUCCAAUCAUACCUGCGACACAUCUGAGCAUUGAAGGGGCUACGGAAGGUCAAGUCUUCCUUCCACAAUUGGUUGCGGAUUCAUGGACUUCGGACAGGGCAGACAAGUUGAUACCUACUGUGGUUACAGAUGAGAGGGGGGUAGCUUUGGGACUUGUAUACAGCAGUCAGGAGAGUUUGAAAGAGUCACUGAAAACCGGCACCGGAGUAUAUCAAAGCAGAAAGCGUGGGUUGUGGUACAAGGGUGCAACGUCUGGUGACACACAAGAACUUAUCAGAGUAUCUUUGGACUGCGAUCAAGAUUGUUUGAAAUUUGUGGUUAAGCAACAAGGACGAGGAUUCUGUCACCUACCACAGUCGACUUGUUUUGGUGAAUAUAAGGGAAUUUCUAAGCUUGAGAAGACCCUUAUUUCGAGGAAGGCUUCGGCACCUGAGGGAUCCUACACAGCACGUCUCUUCUCGGAUGAAAAGUUGUUGCGGGCCAAGAUUAUGGAAGAAGCAGAGGAACUUUGUGAUGCCAAGGACAAGAAAGAUAUUGCCUUCGAGGCAGCAGAUCUCAUUUAUUUUGCUUUAACCAAGGCCGUUUCUGCCGGAGUUAGCCUUGCAGACAUCGAACGUAACCUUGAUGCCAAGAGUGUGAAGGUUAAGCGAAGACAAGGUGAUGCUAAGGGGCAAUGGGCUGCAAAGGAAGGAAUCACGAACGGAUCUACCGGCAAGCCCGAGAGCGUUAAGGAGGUCGUCAAGGAAGCUGCUUCUGUGCCAAAAUCCGCAGAAGACAAGGCCGGACUCAGGAAUGGACGCAUCACGAUGAGACGGUACAAUGCUGCAACGACAUCAGAGGCCGAUCUCAAAGAUGUUCUGCAAAGACCUUCCCAAAAGUCUACUGAUAUGAUUAUGGGCAUUGUAAAUCCAAUCAUCAAGGACGUACGAGAGGGAGGCGAUAAAGCAUUGCUCGGCUACACCCACAAGUUUGAAAAGGCAACUUCUCUUACCUCUCCCGUACUCAAAGCUCCUUUCCCACAAUCACUCAUGGAACUUCCAGCAGAAACCAUUGAGGCGAUUGACAUUUCUUUCGAAAACAUUCGCAAAUUCCACGCCGCACAACAAGAGGAUCCUUUGCAAGUCGAGACAAUGCCAGGGAUAGUAUGCAGCAGAUUUUCAAGACCGAUUGAACGAGUGGGAUUGUACAUCCCUGGAGGUACUGCUGUGCUUCCAAGCACAGCUCUUAUGCUAGGUGUCCCUGCAAUGGUCGCCGGUUGCAAAAAGAUCGUAUUUGCAUCUCCUCCUCGAGCUAAUGGUAAGAUCACACCCGAGAUCGUUUACGUUGCCCACAAAGUAGGCGCGGAAAGCAUUGUUCUGGCUGGAGGUGCUCAAGCUGUCGCUGCCAUGGCAUACGGCACUGAAAGCGUCACCAAAGUCGACAAAAUUCUUGGUCCAGGUAAUCAAUUCGUUACGGCGGCAAAGAUGUACGUUAGUAAUGAUACAAAUGCUGGCGUAAGUAUUGAUAUGCCAGCUGGACCAUCUGAAGUCCUCGUUAUUGCGGAUAAAGAUGCGAACCCAGCAUUUGUUGCGUCGGACUUGCUUUCCCAGGCAGAGCAUGGCGUUGACAGUCAGGUGAUUUUGAUUGCCAUUGAUCUUUCCGAGAAAGAAUUGCAAGCCAUUGAAGACGAACUCCACACACAAGCUAUGGCGUUACCAAGAGUUGACAUCGUCCGUGGUGCCAUUGAGCACUCGAUAACACUUGUUGUUAGAGACAUUGAGGAGGCAAUGAAACUCAGCAAUGAGUAUGCACCAGAGCAUCUCAUAUUGCAAAUCAAGGAUGCUGCGAGCGUUGUAGAACUGGUUGAAAAUGCUGGUAGUGUUUUCAUUGGUGAAUGGACGCCAGAGAGUGUUGGCGACUAUUCUGCCGGAGUCAACCACUCCUUACCUACAUAUGGAUUUGCCAAGCAAUACUCUGGCGUAAACCUUGGAUCGUACCUAAAACACAUCACUAGUGCACACCUGACAACUCAGGGUUUGAGAAAUGUUGGCGGUGCUGUGAUGCAAUUAGCGAAGGUCGAGGAACUGGAAGCUCAUAGAAGAGCCGUUGAAAUAAGACUGAAGUAUAUGGAUGAAAGAAAACUAUGA